Cydia fagiglandana is the source of this 560-nucleotide messenger RNA. RefSeq lists its product as uncharacterized. The record is from RefSeq and is a predicted model, not a curated record. Bases 46 to 543 code for a protein of 165 amino acids. Lineage: Eukaryota; Metazoa; Arthropoda; Insecta; Lepidoptera; Tortricidae. The transcript is spliced from 3 exons.
GCUGUCUAUAAAGUAACGAAUUUUAUUAAUGUUUCGCGUAUAGCCAUGAGAAAACUAAUUAAAUUACUAUUUAUUAAUUUUAUUCAACAUACCAUUUGUGCUGGAAUAGAAAUAAGAAUUGAUGCAGAUGACGCUAUAAAAAUUUUGAACACUUUUGUAAUGUCUCCUAUAUAUAAAGACAUUACAAACCACUUGAGAAAGUCUGCUUCUGAUUACAAUAAUCCAUAUCACCCCGAGGACGAUAUAUUAUCUAGCAACGGAGUGGUGUCUAGUACACAAGCAACAACCGAAUCGCCAGAAGAUGCUAAGCUGGAAACUGAUAAUAAACAGUAUAGCGGCAAAGUGAGCGAAGAUGAGUUGGCUGAUACUUUGGACGAGCCCAGUAUAAAUAAUGCUACAACCCGAGAUAAUGAGUUUCAUCUGAAUAACACCAGCAUUUUACAGAUCGUCGAUCAGACCAAUGCCAUACCGAAAAUGAAUGAAGGGGAUAUUCGAGAUUAUCAGCCCAUGAAAAGAAGAUUUUCAGUUUUAAAAGGUGAAUAAAAGUGUAAAAAAAAAAA